Messenger RNA from Tarenaya hassleriana, 2027 nucleotides. Its product is annotated as synaptotagmin-2. Bases 169 to 1788 code for a protein of 539 amino acids. Gene Ontology annotation, molecular function: lipid binding. The record is from RefSeq and is a predicted model, not a curated record. The transcript has 12 exons. Gene Ontology annotation, cellular component: endoplasmic reticulum. Lineage: Eukaryota; Viridiplantae; Streptophyta; Magnoliopsida; Brassicales; Cleomaceae.
UCCCCCUCUCUCUUUAUCUCUCUCAUUAACGACAAUGUCAUGUAGAUGUGCCCUGAUCUUCGUCGUUUUCUAGGUUUUUAAUGCGAUUUGAUCAUCCGGGUUUGGAUCGGAUUUUGCUAUCGAGCUUCGAGGAAGAAGAAAUCGGCGAUUUUUCUAGGGAUUUGAGAGAUGGGUAUAAUCAGCACGAUGUUGGGCGCGUUUGGUUUCUGCGUGGGUACGACGAUUGGGAUCGUGAUUGGCUACUACUUUUUCAUCUAUUCCCAACCUACUGAUGUCGAGGAUCCAGAAAUCAGACCUUUAGUGGAGUUAGAGGCAGAGAGCCUGGGGAGAAUGUUUCCUGAAAUACCGCUGUGGGUGAAAAAUCCGGAUUUCGAUCGUAUUGAUUGGCUUAACAAGCUCAUUGAGAAUAUGUGGCCUUAUCUAAACAAGGCGAUAUGUAAGAUGGUGAUGGCAAUGGCGAAGCCUAUGAUUGAUGAGCAAACUCCACAGUACAGAAUAGACUCUGUAGAGUUUGAGAAGCUCACCUUGGGUUCACUACCUCCUACUUUCCAAGGAAUUAAGGUUUACUCAACUGAUGACAAAGAACUGAUCAUGGAGUUGUCAAUGAAGUGGGCAGGGAACCCUAAUGUUCUUGUUGCAGCUAAAGCCUUUGGGCUCAAAGCCACUGUUCAGGUGGUAGAUUUGCAAGUUUUUGCCACUCCAAGGAUCACUCUGAAGCCAUUGGUCCCAUCUUUCCCGUGUUUCGCCAAUAUAGCCGUGUCCCUCAUGUCUAAGCCACAUGUUGAUUUCGGACUGAAGUUACUGGGCAUAGAUGUCAUGGCCAUUCCUGGCUUAUAUGGUUUUGUGCAGGAACUGAUUAAAGACCAGGUUGCAAACAUGUACCUGUGGCCAAAGACCUUGAAUGUGCAGAUAAUGGAUCCUUCUAAAGCCAUGAUGAAACCGGUUGGGAUACUCGAUGUGAAGGUUAUAAAGGCGAUUAAACUCAAGAAGAAGGAUCUUAUUGGAGGUUCAGACCCUUAUGUGAAGCUAACCUUAACCGGGGACAAGGUUCCAGGCAAGAAAACGGUCGUGAAACACAGUAACCUGAACCCUGAAUGGAACGAGGAGUUCAACAUGGUCGUGAAAGAUCCAGACAGCCAAGAGUUGCAGCUGAUUGUCUAUGACUGGGAACAGGUUGGGAAACAUGAUAAGAUAGGAAUGAACGUGAUCCCUUUAAAAGACCUUAAGCCUGAGGAGCCGAAAGUUAUGACCCUUGAACUGUUGAAAUCAAUGGACCCGAAAGAACCCCCGAGUGAGAAAUCACGUGGGCAGCUCGUGGUGGAGGUGGAGUACAAACCCUUCAAGGAGGAUGCUGUUCCAGACAACCUGGACGAUCCAAGUGCAGUAGAGAAGGCACCUGACGGAACACCUUCCGGCGGUGGAUUGCUCGUGGUUAUCGUACAUGAAGCUGAGGAAGUAGAAGGGAAAUAUCACACGAAUCCUUACGUCCGGCUGCUGUUCAGAGGAGAGGAGAGAAAAACCAGGCGUGUAAAGAAAAACCGAGAUCCGAGGUGGGACGAAGACUUCCAGUUCACGUUGGACGAGCCGCCGACGAACGAUAAGCUUCACGUCGAAGUCAUAAGCACUUCUUCACGGAUGGGAUUGAUUCGUCCAAAGGAAACUCUUGGUUACGUGGUGAUUAACCUUGCUGACGUUGUGACCAACCGAAGGAUCAACGAGAAGUAUCAUCUAAUCGAUUCCAAGAAUGGCCGAAUUCAGAUCGAGCUUCAAUGGCGGACCUCUUCUUGAUCACAAUAUGGUUUCUUCUUCUUCUUCUUCUUUAGAGUUCACAAUAAACACCGUUUUGGCAAAUCUUAUUCCAAAUGAAAUUUCUGUCUAUGGAACAUUCGGGGGUAUUCAUCAUAAUGGGCCAUAGCAAUGGGCCUCGACAAUAAUGGGCCUUGUAAUGGGCCUUUAGUGAACACAAGUAUUAUGGGUCAAUUGUACAAACUUAGGAUUGUCGUCAAUGAUAAUAUAUAAUUUAUUCU